Messenger RNA from Dovyalis caffra, 2490 nucleotides. The record is from the annotation of a GenBank genome assembly. NCBI's taxonomy places the organism in Eukaryota, Viridiplantae, Streptophyta, Magnoliopsida, Malpighiales, Salicaceae.
AUGGAUCGUGGCAUUUCGGCAGAAGAUGGCAGCAUUCGUUUGCCGGUUGACGAGCUUCGCAGGCUCAGCGAAACCUAUGGCUCUGCAACCAUUUUUGAGCCUCAGAGUGGUAUAGAAAAGAAAGACAGUAGCGUUGGAAAUUCUGUUUCUCCAACAUUACCAGCAGUACGCGCUCCGGAGAAGAAACUCACACUCUUUGCUCUCCGCCUAGGAAUUUUCGAGAAGGCAGCUACUGGCCUGGGAACCCUCGGGUUUAUCUGGGCAACAGUUGUUCUUCUCGGAGGAUUUGCAAUUGCUUUGGAUAAAACGGAUUUCUGGUUUAUCACCAUUAUUUUGUUGAUUGAAGGGACUCGAAUAUUCAGCAGGUGCCAUGAGCUUGAAUGGCAACACCAAGCCACCUGGUCAAUUGCCGAUGCUGGGAUUAACAGUUUCCGGGCCUUGAGAUCCAGCUCCCACUUCAUUAUUGAAGCCGCGAAAGCACUUUUUAGGCCGAUAACAAGAGUUCGAAAGCAGAGUCCACAUACCAGAGAAAUAAGUGAGAAUCCUGAUGCAGCAAACUCUAGCAACUGGGGUGGCCAGAGGAAGCUAACGCGGACAUGGACAAGUUCAGAUGUUCCUAUUCUACCAUAUGCUCAAUGGGUAUUUCUUUCAAGAAAUGUCAGCAAGCUUCUCUACUGGCUCCAGCUUGCAUCUGCAUCAGCCUGUGUGGUUUUAUCAUUGAUGAAACUCGUCAAACAUAACUAUGGUGAGAUUGAGAAAGGGGAUACUGACAAGAGGAACCUACAUUCUGCCCUGACUAUUUUCUAUUCUUUGGCUUUGGCAGAAGCUCUGUUGUUUCUGAUGGAGAAAGCUUACUGGGAGUGGAAGGUAAGCUACUGUAAACUGUUGGAAGAGGUGACCAAAGAGUGUGAUUUGGGGAUUUCAGGCAUAGUUUCGAUCAGAAGGUUCUUCUACGACGCCUACUCUAGGUGUGUUGAGGGAAGCAUCUUUGAUGGCCUGAAAAUGGACAUGGUUACUUUUGCUAUGGAUCUAUUGGCUUCCAAUUCCCCCGAUGAGCAGCUCAUUGGAGCUAGAAUCCUUCGUCAAUUUGCGAAGAAUCCUCGGUUUUCUGAGGAUACGCUCCAAAAGAUUGGGACAAAUAUAGCAGUGAUAGAACGAUUAGUGGAGAUAUUGAACUGGAAAAACCCACAGGAAGAAGGGAUCAGGAGGUCGGCUGCAGAGAUACUAUCAAAACUAGCAGGCAAAAAGCAGAACUCCUUACGGGUUGCCGGAAUACCUGGCGCAUUGGAGUCAAUCUCAACUCUUCUCCAAACUAAUAGAGGCUGCAGUACCACAGCUGACGAGAUCGGUGAAAAGGCAAUCAUCUGUGAUCAAGAACAUUAUGGAUUCUGGACAUUUAAUCAUUUAGGACUGCUUAUCCUGAAGAAGCUUGCUCGUGACCAUGAUAACUGUGGGAAGAUUGGAAACACAAGGGGGCUCCUACCGAAAAUCAUUGAUUUUGCACAUGCAGAAGAGAGGUUGUUGAGAGAUGAAAAUGUUACACCAUCUCAGAUUUUGACGGUGAAACGUUCUCUCCAACUGCUGAAGAUGCUGGCAAGCACAACUGGCACCGCAGGUAAUUAUCUUCGAAGAGAAAUGUCAGAGAUAGUUUUCACCAUCAGCAACAUCAGAGAUAUUCUACGGCAUGGAGAAAAACAACCGAUGCUACAAAAACUCAGCAUAGAGAUAUUAACCUGUUUAGCACUAGAAGAGGAUGCAACGGAGAGGAUUGGGGGCACAGGUGGAGUUCUUAAGGAGUUAUUCAACAUUUUCUUCAGCCAAAGAAUCCCUGAAAAUCAGAAUCAUGUAAGAACAGCUGCAGGAGAAGCUCUAGCAAUGCUGGCCUUAGAAAGCAAAAGGAAUUGUCUUCGCAUUUUGAAAUUACAAGUACUGGACAGGCUUGUUGGAGCACUCGAGAUCCCAUUGCUUCGGGUGAAUGCUGCUAGAAUUCUACGAAACUUGUGCACCUACAGCGGAGCAGAUUGCUUCGACCAUUUGAAGGGAAUUGUAGCUGCUGUACCCACGGUGCUGAAGGCAGUAAUGUCAGAAGAGAAGAAACUACAAGAAGUAAUGGUUGGACUAGCGGCCGAAGCUUUCAAAUUCAUGACUUCUCAAGAAUUUAACAUCAUGUUCGAAAGAGCUGGAAUAAAAGAGGGUGAACUAGCUAACAAAGUAGUCCAGAUUCUCAGAAAGUACGAAAAUCCAUCGGUCAAGGUUCCAAGAAUAAGAAGGUUUUCCAUAGAGUUGGCGAUUUGGAUGAUGCGAAACAACGCAGCGAAUGCACAUAAUUUCAAGGAGCUGGGGUUGGAGAAGGAAUUGGAGUCGGUUUUAGAAUCCACGAAUGAAAUCGAAAGCUUCAACAUAUUCUCUGGCACUUUUGGGCUGAGCCGCCACAGCACAACUAUUCACUCACUGGUUGAAACUGCACUGCAGUUGAUGGAGGAUAGGUAA